GGUGGGUACUUGUCUAAGCAAAGAGAAGCGAGCGGAGUACAGAGCUGGGCUGAGGGGAGCGAGGGAGAGGGCAGACGUGGGCAGAGUAUACCGGAGAAAAGAGGGCUUUCUAGGUGCACGUUAAAUAGUAUGGUCAUAGCACAAGCAAGAUAAACUCAAGGGUGAUCGUGUAAGAUCCGUGCAGGCAGGGGAAAUGUCAGAGGUGCGUGGCACGGAGCCCAGUCCUGCAGCCGGAGCCAGGGUUUUCUUCCAGACUCCAGCACUGGCAGCCCCCGGCUCCCGAGAAGAAUCCCCGCAGAAGGUAUUGGUGACAGCGUCUCCGCACAAGCAGCAGCAGCCCCCACCUCCACCACCACCGAGGAGGCAGCACCAAGGCAAAGUGACAGUGAAAUACGAUAGGAAAGAGCUGAGGAAGCGGCUGGUGCUGGAGGAAUGGAUAGUGGAGCAGCUCAGUGAGCUAUACGGCUGCGAGGAAGAGGAGAUGCCAGAAGUGGAAAUAGACAUUGAUGAUCUACUAGAAGCAUCUAGUGAGGAAGAAAGAAUUCUUAAAUUACAGGAAUCAUUAGUAGACUGCUACAAACCAACAGAGGAAUUUAUCAAUCAACUUUUAUCUCGGAUAAGAGGAAUGAGAAAACUGAGCCCCCCUCAAAGGAAGGAUAUAUAAAGCCUCACCAUGCCUGUCCAGGUCUCAAGAUAAACAGCAGGGCAUCGAAAUCUCAAGAUCUUUUAGGGAAACAUAUAUUCUCUUUCUCAAGAACUCUUUAUAUUGCUGUUUAAUGGGGGGAUGUAUUGCAAUGUAGUUGCACAGAGAAAAUCUGUUUCAUUAGUAUUGUGGUAGCUAAUAAAGUUAUUCAGCGGGGCUUUGUCGAGCCACUGGUGAUGUAACAAUGUAAUCUAAAAGAGACAUUGCGGCCGAAAUAAAACUUGCCUUUCAAAUAGGCGAUGAAAUUCACAGAUGUAUAUGUAGCAGAGAGUACUAUCAAUGAUGGGGCCAGCUAGUUGCCGGAAAAAUAAUUUGGGCAAUAUUUUAGUGUUUUUUUGUUUUUAUUUUGCUUGAGGCAGGGAAAUAAGGAAGCCAUUAGUCUAAGGGCACAUGACAGUCAUUGUCCUUGUGCUUCUCACUUCCAGGUUACUCUGCUCUGUGGAGAAGUACAACAAUUCUCCCAGAAUUCUGAAAAAAUGCCAAUGGAACAGACGCACUUUCUUUGCUUUUCUAAAGUUGUAUUUUAGUGUUCAUGCCCCUUUUAGAUAUCAAUACAAAAAAAUAAAAGUCAAAUGCCUUGCAUUACUUUUCAGGAGUUUGAGGGGCUUGAGCCAUCACAUCCUUCUCCGUUAAUUCAAUGACUUAGACUAGUUUUGUAUGUUCAUUACUAUUGUCUGAAAUGUUGUGUAGGAUAGUAAUUUAUUACUCUUCAGCUUGGAAAGUACAAAGAGCUGAACAUCUGGAAAACAUUCUUGCUGUGUUUCUUUUCAACUUGAUUUGUACAAUUCUCUAUAUGUUUUUCUCUGGGUUUGUAAAGCCUAUAUCUUGCCAAUGGUUCUCUCUGAAGCCCCAAAAACAUGAUCUUUUUUUUUUUUUUAAAUGUUUAUCAAGACCUAGUAUAAUCCAAUGAAGCAAUCUCGUUACUUGGUUUUUUGUCUUCUGUUAGUUUUUUACAUUUAUUUUUAGGAAGUUAUUUUAGGAGAUAAAUAGUACCUUUAUUUAAAAUAAAAGAUGUUUUUGGAGAAAUAUAAAUUGGAAUAUGUUACUGCAGCUCACCUUUUUAUUUAUAAACCCAGCCCUAUGCAAAAACCAUGUGAAGUGCAUUAGAAUAAGCACUUUAUUUUAUAAGGGUAUCCUGCGUGAAUAUGAACACCCAAAAACUUUUGAGUGUGGUUCUAAUGGAAAGAAUUGCUUAAACCGCCACCGGGUAAUAUGAUUUAUUGAUGGGUUUUUUUUUAAAUUAAUGCUGCAUAACCUCUUUGGGUGCAGCAGAUAAAUACUACACAUAAGCUACACAGCUAAGUCACUUUAAAAAUACUUGUGGACAUUUUACUAGAAUGCCAAAGAACAUUCAUUCCCCUAUGCUCUGCCAAACUACAAUUAGAGAGAGAGGGAGAAGCACUUGAAAAGCCUGCAGAGGAUACUCACAUAGUAUAUAGUCAGGAAAAAUUCAACCUGUACCUGACCCUAACCCACAAUACCUUAAUCUGUACCUGACCCUAACCCUCAAAAUGUUGCCUUGUAGGACCCGCACCCUACCUUUACCUGUUCACUCUAUACGCUGCUCUGUUCAUGCCUCUGGUUCCAAAACAGGGACUCUUCAGGAGUGUACUUUCCCAGUCUGACCCGCACCCAAGCCGCAAGGGUUGGCCAAAUUUCACCCGAACCCACCCAACAGGUGGUCAACCCACGGGUCACUGUAAGUUUCGGAUCAACCCGCACAUCACUAAUCGAGUCCUCCAUUUAACAGACUGCCUGGCCCCUCUUCAGAACUGAAUGAUGAGCAUUGGCAGUACCUAAGCUGAGACUAUAAUAGCACAAAUUUCAGUUUUCAUUCCAGGUCUAGGUCAGGCUGAUUGUCUGGCAUGUGAUGAUGUGUAUCUAACAAGGUGAACCUCCCUGAGUAAUGUACCCCUUGUGGUUAAAUGUAAGGAUGUUAGAAGUGCUUUUAUACAGGUUAGGUGACUUUUAAUAUCCUCAUAUUUUUACAACAGGGAUUAUAUUAUUAUAUAUAAUGCCCAUGUCUCUGAGUCAUCUGACACAAAUUACAUCACUAAACACUGAAUAUAACCAAUGACAUCACUAAGCAACGUUUAUAAGGAUUCUUUUUUACAGGAUAAUCAUGGCUCUCGUGUACUUUAUAUUACUGGCUGUAAACAGAAUCUCGCCUCAUGAUCCUGACUCCCAGACUUGGGUCUCAUCUGCAAAAUAUUAAUAAACCCUUGUUCGCAAUCUG
This is a messenger RNA of Xenopus laevis (African clawed frog), 2939 nucleotides long. It is a transcript of the gene ppp1r14c.L, whose product is annotated as protein phosphatase 1 regulatory inhibitor subunit 14C L homeolog. Gene Ontology annotation, cellular component: cytoplasm. NCBI's taxonomy places the organism in Eukaryota, Metazoa, Chordata, Amphibia, Anura, Pipidae. The record is from RefSeq and is a predicted model, not a curated record. Gene Ontology annotation, molecular function: protein phosphatase regulator activity; protein serine/threonine phosphatase inhibitor activity; phosphatase inhibitor activity. The transcript has 4 exons. Bases 194 to 664 code for a protein of 156 amino acids.